Messenger RNA from Stereum hirsutum FP-91666 SS1, 1520 nucleotides. RefSeq lists its product as uncharacterized. The transcript has 9 exons. NCBI's taxonomy places the organism in Eukaryota, Fungi, Basidiomycota, Agaricomycetes, Russulales, Stereaceae. Gene Ontology annotation, biological process: mitochondrial protein processing; protein quality control for misfolded or incompletely synthesized proteins. Bases 125 to 1360 code for a protein of 411 amino acids. The record is from RefSeq and is a predicted model, not a curated record. Gene Ontology annotation, cellular component: mitochondrial inner membrane. Gene Ontology annotation, molecular function: metalloendopeptidase activity.
CUUCCGGUUCCUCUAUCCCGAACCACAGAGAACAUUCGUAACUUACAGCAAGUAUAAAGUCUGGGACUGCUAGGACACGCUAUAUAUUCUCUUUGUUUUGUCUACAACUAGUACACAACGCGCUAUGCUCCCUCGACUAUCCCGUACUUUGCGUGCGACACCUUUACAUCUUCUCCGUAGAGGAUUUCUUUCGUCUUCAGCCCCUCUCGUACGGACCCGACCGAUAAGUGCACACAAAUACACGCCCAUCUCGUCACCACGACACUUUUCGUCAUACCUACCUCGGCAAGCACGCUAUAAUCGCUUUGGAGACUCGGGAGGACAAUCCGGAGGAGGUCCAGGAUUCCAGUCUUCGCCGAACACUGCACAGACUGUGGUGAUUGGGAUGUCUAUACUCGCGGGUACAUACUAUGUCGCACAUCUAGAGCGCGUUCCGGAGACAGGUCGAUGGAGGUUCAUGGAUAUUAGCCCAAAGUAUGAAGCAUCCCUAGCAGAAGCCACCAACCAACAAGUCCUACAAGAAUUUAAAGGUCGCAUGCUCCCUCCAAAUCACCCUCUCACUCGCCACAUCCGAAAUGUUGUCUCCAGAAUCCUCGAAGCAAAUCAUCUCGGCUCCCUAGCAGACACACCACGGGUCGCACCUCCAUCAGCCAUGGAAGUGCUUUUUGGCAUGGGUAAUCCUCCGGACGGUGCUUGGGACCCGGAUGCAACGCCACAUCCUCGAGAGGGCCAGGCAAGUGGAGAAGGAUCGGCGAUUGGACCUAAUAGGAGAUGGAACCUGGUGGUGGUGAAAGAUGAUAAGAUGGUUAACGCGAUGGCGACGCCUGGGACUAUCAUCGUGUUCACCGGCAUCCUCCCCGUCUGCAGAGACGAACAGGGACUUGCCGCUGUUCUUGGUCACGAGAUUGCUCACGUAGUCGCGCGACAUAGCGCCGAAAGCUACUCAUAUGGCAAAGUCCUGAUUUUCAUGGCCUUAUUACUCGAUUCUCUGAGCAUCUAUGGUGGGUUCUCUGCGUUGCUGAGGACGUUCCUCCUGGAGCUUCCACGGUCGCGCAAACAGGAGCUUGAAGCGGACACGAUUGGCCUGCGACUGAGUGCGAAAGCCUGCUAUGACCCGACCGCUGCUCCAAGCAUGUUCGCGCGUCUCGCCGAACUAGAAAAGAGGCAGAGCGGUAGCCUGAGCAUCGAUUUCCUGCAGACUCACCCUGCAUCGGACAAACGGGUCAAGUUGCUCGAAGCCCAGCUACCAGAGGCGUUCGACUUACAAGCUCGGAGCUCGGAGUGUGCUGGCGUAGCGGAUAAGCUGGCUGCAUUUAGAGAUUCAUUUAGCGGUAGUAGUCAAGGAGGAGCUGUCUGGUAGAACUCUGGACUCUACCUCAGGCUUGGCUUGAGUGAUCCUAACACUACUUUAACUGAUAUGCGUUUAAAUUGAAGACGUUGGAAUGGCACUCGGGUUAUCUAUUGUACCCACCACAGACUCACGCACAUUGUACUUCACUCUACCAGUACCGAUCUCUGCU